CCAGAGACCAGGACGGACGCAGCCAUGUCAGAGCUGGUGCCUGAGCCCAGGCCUAAGCCAGCAGUGCCCAUGAAGCCUGUCAGCAUCAACUCCAACCUGCUCGGCUACAUCGGCAUCGACACCAUCAUCGAACAGAUGCGCAAGAAGACCAUGAAGACGGGUUUUGACUUCAACAUCAUGGUCGUCGCACGCUGGGAGCCCAUUGAGAAGUACAUCAAUGAACAGUACGAGAAGUUCCUGAAGGAGGAAGUGAACAUCGCCAGGAAGAAACGCAUCCCCGACACUCGAGUCCAUUGCUGCCUCUACUUCAUUUCCCCCACAGGACACUCACUCUUCCUCAUCUCAGGCUGGGCGGUGGUAAUUGUAUACCUGCGGCUCUCACGUAUUCAGGUACGCAAGGAGCUUGAAGUAAACGGCAUUGAAUUCUACCCCCAGAAGGAAUUUGAUGAGGACUUGGAGGACAAGACGGAGAAUGACAAAAUCAGGCAGGAGAGCAUGCCCUUCGCGGUGGUGGGAAGUGACAAGGAGUACCAAGUGAACGGCAAGAGGGUCCUCGGCAGGAAAACUCCCUGGGGGAUCAUCGAAGUGGAAAACCUCAACCACUGUGAGUUUGCCCUGCUUCGAGACUUUGUCAUCAGGACCCAUCUCCAGGACCUCAAGGAAGUGACACACAACAUCCACUACGAGACCUACAGGGCCAAGCGGCUCAAUGACAAUGGAGGCCUCCCUCCGGGAGAAGGCCUCCUCGGCACUGUCCUUCCACCUGUGCCCGCCACCCCCUGCCCCACUGCUGAAUGA
This is a messenger RNA of Trichechus manatus latirostris (Florida manatee), 798 nucleotides long. It is a transcript of the gene SEPTIN3, whose product is annotated as septin 3. Gene Ontology annotation, cellular component: septin complex; septin ring; presynaptic cytoskeleton. Gene Ontology annotation, biological process: intracellular protein localization; cytoskeleton-dependent cytokinesis. NCBI's taxonomy places the organism in Eukaryota, Metazoa, Chordata, Mammalia, Sirenia, Trichechidae. The transcript has 9 exons. The record is from RefSeq and is a predicted model, not a curated record. Gene Ontology annotation, molecular function: GTPase activity; molecular adaptor activity; GTP binding. The coding region runs from base 25 to 798 and encodes 257 amino acids.